This is a messenger RNA of Syzygium oleosum, 1525 nucleotides long. Its product is annotated as phospholipase A1-Ialpha2, chloroplastic-like. Gene Ontology annotation, cellular component: chloroplast. Gene Ontology annotation, molecular function: glycerophospholipid phospholipase A1 activity. The transcript has a single exon. Gene Ontology annotation, biological process: jasmonic acid biosynthetic process. NCBI's taxonomy places the organism in Eukaryota, Viridiplantae, Streptophyta, Magnoliopsida, Myrtales, Myrtaceae. Bases 89 to 1525 code for a protein of 478 amino acids. The record is from RefSeq and is a predicted model, not a curated record.
GUGCGGCUGGCCUAAAAACCAACAGCUCUCUCUCUCUCUCUCUCUCUCUCUCUCUCUCAGUGUGCGGCUGGCCUAAAAAUCAACAGCAAUGGCCUGCACAGCAUACAUGGCAAGCCCAAACAUGGGCUCUGCUUGUUUUUAUGGUGACAUCAAGCCCCUGUCUCGCUCAAUGAAGCAAGUUCGCUUGCCCAGUAAAAGCGACACCUCCUCCUCUUCUUCUUCUUCUUCUUCACCGCCAAGACAGCAAGCGGUUGCUUCAGUUUUAGCGACACCCAUUUCAUCAUCAUCACCACCACCAUCAUCAUCAUCAACUUCUUGUCCCUUAGAGGCCGCCGCCACCACCUCGGUUCUGCGCCCUUCUUGGCGAGAGAUCCAAGGUUGCAACGACUGGGAGCACCUCUUGGAGCCCUUGCACCCUCUCCUCCGGCGAGAGAUCGUCCGCUACGGCGAGUUCGUGUCUGCGUGCUAUCUCGCGUUCGACCUCGACCCCGCAUCCAAGCGCUACUUGAAUUGCAAGUAUGGUAAGAGGAAGUUGCUCGAAGAAGUCGGGAUGGGCGACUCUGGGUAUGAGGUCACCAAGUACAUUUACGCCACGCCGGACGUGAGCAUCCCGAUGCCUAAUGGGGCGGCGCCGUGCUGCGGCCGAUGGAUCGGGUAUGUCGCGGUCGCCUCGGACGACAUGGCGAGGCGGCUCGGGAGGCGGGAUGUAGUGAUUAGCUUCCGCGGGACAGUCACAAGCCCCGAGUGGAUCGCUAACUUCAUGAGCUCUCUCACCCCAGCGCGCCUUGACCCGCACGACUGUCGCGAAGAUGUGAAAGUCGAAUCUGGGUUCCUGAGCCUCUACACUGCGGAUGAGGCAGCCUCGAGCAAGUUUGGGAUCAAGAGCUGCCGCGAGCAACUUCUUUCCGAGGUUUCACGGCUCAUCAAGAAGCACAAGGGCGAGGAGAUGAGCAUCACACUCGCUGGGCACAGCAUGGGGAGCUCUCUGGCCCACCUCCUCGCCUACGACAUCUCGGAGCUCGGCCUCAACAAGUUCACCUCCAAAAAUGAUUCAAUUCGAGACAUACCCAUCACGGUGUUCUCGUUCGGUGGACCGAGGGUCGGCAAUUUGGCAUUCAAAGAGAGGUGCAACGAGCUCGGGAUCAAGGUCUUGAGGAUAGUGAAUGUGAAUGAUCCAAUCACAAAGCUUCCUGGCGUGGUGUUCAAUGAACAUUUUAGGGUUUUGGGUGGGAAAUUUGAAUUCCCAUGGAGUUGCUCAUGCUAUGCACAUGUCGGUGUUGAGCUUGCCCUUGACUUCUUCAAUGUCCAAAACCCUUCUUGUGUCCAUGACCUAGAGACCUACCUAAGCUUGCUCAAAUUCCCCAAAAAAUUCCAAAUUGAAAGGGAGGCUAAUUUGAGGAUCGAUAGUUUUAUCCACAAGGCAAGAGAUUUGCUUCUAAGUGCACAAAACCUCAACAUGCAGCUUCCAGUGUGGAGGAAUGUUGCUACUAAUGUGGUGAGCUUGAUUCCUUCCCAAAGGUCUUGA